ACUUGUCAACCAUUCAUGUCACCGGAGUGUGUAUUGGUGUAAAAAUCGGUCGCUCUGUUUACGAUGUACGGGCUAGAUGCGAAUGUACACUCUAAUAGGAUUUACUGCUCUACAAUAAAUGAACACACUGUUUGAAGUUAAAUAUUUGACCGAGUGUCAAAAUUAGGAUUAUCUGGAAAUUAAAAUAAUCAGCUUGUUUUAUAUACUGUGACUUAAUGACAUAAUGGGAAAUAUUUUCGUAUGAGAAAUGUGCAAAAUAAGGAUUUAUAUGAAUUUUACACAUGAUUUGAAUUAAAUAAAUUUGUUCGUCGUAUUCCGAUUGUUAAAGUAGUUCAUAAAACACUGGUUUAUUUGAAUAUCAAGUAAACGGGUUAAAGCAAUCGGGAACAAAUAGAGUUUAAAUAACUUGUGCAGUGUCUCGCUCAACGUAUUUGUUAACGGAAAAGCGUAUGUAGUGUGAUAUUUCUAGAAUUGUCAGUUCAUUGAAGACGUGAUAUAAAUUGUAAUUUUGGUGGAAUUGUCAGUUCAUUUUAAACUUAGUUGUGUCAGUUCGUUACUUUGGGUGUUCGCUUCUCUCAUCUAAUGCAUUCGAUGGUUCACGUCCGUGCUUCGGUACAGCGCCCAUGUCCAAUAUGACUGUACAUGGGGACAGGCCUCGCUGCCCUGACCGUGUGCCCAGGCAGGGCCGGGGACCGCUGCUCGUCAACGGGGAACGGACGCUGGAGGGCCCGAUGCUUGAGAACCUGACCCUCAGUCAGUCUUGGAAUGGCUGCAUUUGGCAGCUGCAACAGACACCAGGGACGCCGCCGGAUGGAUCUAGCAGCCUCGGGACCAGCAAAAAUGGAUUAUUACAGACUUUCCCGUUUCCGAGCCGUCAUUCAGUAAAAGAAUACUCUACAAUUUCGCGUAGGGAUUCUAUAAUUUCGAGGUCGCGAGAUUCUCCGACGUCACUCGGAAGCGUCGACCGUCUCAGUAGCGUGGACCGACUCAGUUCCGACCGGCUCAGCUACGACAGGCUGAGUAGCGGGGACCGACUCUCCAACGGAAGUGAACGCAAUAGGUUCGCGGCGAGCUAUGAUGACGAUAGCCUGACCACCGCUAGUUCCAAUCUCGACAGCUCGGAACAGGAAGAGGAGUAUGUGACAUUAGACCGGAGUUACAAUUUUCCACGAUCACUGCGGUUUCCUCACGCUUCGCACCAUUCAUCUAUGAUCGACCUUAAACAUAAUACGUUGUAUUCGCCCAAAGUGAACAAUACGGACGCCACCAGCCUCAGGGCAGGCACUCUACCUCACAACCGCAUGUUCCGGGGACCGUUACGAAGUGUUUCAGUCAACGAAACUGACCUCGACGCUGUGGACGUUGACGGAAGGACUAUUCCGUGGGCCAAACGUAGCCUUAAACGGAUAUACGAGAAUUUCGGCGAGGUUUUCAAAGCCCGACCGUCGCCCCCUAGGUCUGUUACGGACGAUAGGGUGUCGAUUCAUAGUGAUUAUGUAGGCAUUAGAAAUGACAUCGUUCAUACGGACACAAGUAGUGUGAAUACCGAACAAACCUCAGACUCAGGGAAGGUCCAAGGACCUCAAAAACUUAGGAAGCGUAGUCAAUCGUUAGGGGAGCUCCGACUCUUUGGAGAGCAAAAUGAGAAUGAGCUUGAUUCAGAUUCGCCAGGAAGUGACGCGGAUGGUGACGAUUUUGGAUUUUUAUCUCAUCCAUUUGUUCAUUCUUCCACAGCUAUGCAAAAGUCAAAGAGUUCAUUGGCUCAUAGCAGAAUUCUGCCGAAACGAUGGCGCAAACCACGCAGUUCGACGUCCGGCCAGUGCCUAUGGAGCCCAGAGGGAAACUGCUCGUGGUGCAACGUGAGCGGGCGGCGGGUGGUACUGCGGUCCGUGAGCCUGCUGCAGCUGUCCGAGGCGGAGAGGCUUGCUCUCCAGAAAGUUGUCCUCCGGAAGUUGCAGGAUGUCGAGCUGGGCUGCCCCGUGAUCGUCCCUAAAGACACACGGGAGUCGGGCCGCCGGAAGAAGCAUCUGCUGUCAAUCAAGCGCAGCAAGUCCGCCAAUCUAACCGGCUUAAUCCACGGACUGGCAGAUCGGGAGAAAGACCAUAGGUCAGGAUUAGUGUUCGGAAUUCCGUUAAAAAAGUGUAUAGCAAAUGACAUUGAAUUGAAACGGAAAAGAAGCUCAGGAACGCUACAGGAACGCAGGGACGCUGACGUUAUAUUGCACCGUCAGGAUAGCCGGAAAUCAAUUAGCUCCUCGCAGGGCUCCCUGGACAACUGCGUCACUCACGGAAACUCGUUCACGGAGAGUCAGAAACGGAAUGCAAGCUGCGAUUCCCUGUCAGAGAACGAGAGCGGACGGAGCCCAAACUCUAGUCUCGUAGACGCCUCGCCAGGCUUCCGCGGGAGUACUUCCGGUCAGAGUAACGUCCCUUUAUACGCAACGGGGCCGCCCCAGGUCCCACACAUUGUGAAAGUCUGCUUUAAUCACAUCGAGUCUUACGGAUUACGGGUAUUAGGGAUUUUCCGGGUGGGCGCCUCCAAGAAGCGGACAACACAGUUGAGGGACGAGUUCGAUUCCGGACUCGACGUGAAGCUCAACGAGUCGCACAAUCCGCACGAGGUGGGCGCUGUCCUAAAGGAGUACUUCCGGGACCUCCCGGAGCCUCUCCUCACGCGCGACCUCUACUCGCCACUCAUUGCCGCUAGAGGUCUUCAGUCCAUUGAACAGCAGCUCGAAGUGACCCGGAUGUUGCUCGCCCUUCUUCCGGUAGCGAACCGCGACACGCUUUGGGCAUUGUUGCAGUUCCUCUAUAAAGUUGACCAACAUUCCAGUGACGUCAUAGAUGAAAGAGGAGAAACGGUGGCGGGCAACAAGAUGGACUCACACAACCUGGCCACGCUGUUCGGCCCCAACAUCCUGCACAAGGCGAAGGCCGGCGCCAAGGAGUUCACUGUCGAGAGCGUGGCGCGCGCUGAGGAACGCGAGGAGGUCAUCGACGUCAUCCACACGCUCAUCGAUCACCACCAGAUGCUCUUCCAGAUUCCCGCAACGGUUCAUGACGAAAUUUUACAAAUGUUGUUGGAGUCAGAUCCGGAGACAACUGAGCAGAUCCUGAAGCGGAUAUCAGCCGAUACUGGGGUGGAUGGAGAUGCAGACACGUACGGCGAUGUUUACGACGACAGUGACGUCUCCUUGCCUCACUCGCCCGUCAGCGAGACGAAUCUCCACUUUCGGGACGUGGCAGCGCUCUCCACGGGGCCUCUGCGUGUUGCGAGAAGCGCCGAGUUUCUCACGCCGACCGUAAAUCGAAAAUUCGUGUUCAACAACGACGCGGAACACGACGAAGCGCCAGCACGACGGAAAAGUGACAUAAAUAGCGUUCUGCCAGUUACGGACAGGCCAAAAUUUCAUUUAGUGAUCGAAAACACGCCGAGCCCACCGGAAGUGAAGCGACCUCAAAGACAUUCGCGAGCCGAGCUCUCCGCAACCCCUCGCGAUCUUUCUAGUCAAGAGAAAUUCAGCGCGCGACCUCAUUCGUUUCACGAAGAGCGACCGCAUUCGGAACUGUACUGGAAACCUAAGACUCUCUCCAUUCCCUCCCCAACAUACAUGCGGCAGAACUCGGACAAUCCACGGGUGGUCGUCCCCUUGAACAGUGCGUUAUCUCGCGCCGCCCCCAAAUCCCCUCGUGUCACUUCCUCUAUCCAGCGACCCUUGAAUUUCAGUCGCUCCACACCGGAAGUAGAAAACGAGUGGCAAAAAGAUAGAUGGCGUCAGUGGGAUAACAUGGCGUCGGAAAGGCCGAAAGAAGCGACGUAUGAACAAGAAACGCUAGUGUAAAUAGUUUAAUAACUCAAGAAUAUUACGUCUUCUAUUAUAUUUAAUUGGUUAUAAAUGUAUGUAUAUUGAAAAUGUUUAUAUUUACUUCGUGUUGUUUUUAUUUAUUAACGACUUCUACUGGGAAAGUGCCUUUGUGCAAAAUGCCAUAUAACCAGCUAGCCAGAUGUCACGUCAGCAGCAUUUAUUAUUGUACUCUGGAUGUUAACAGUUUACUUAUAUCUUCGGUGUUUUUGUUAUUGUUAGCCUAAUAUGUGCUAUUUUACAUUUCAACGUCACGUUUCUGUAUAAAUCUGUGUUACUUACUCUUUCGCGAAAAAGAAAUGUUCAAUUUACCGGUAUAUGUAUAGCUGUACUAUAUAGAAAUCCAUUUCAUGUUGUUCUGUUAUAUAUAAUAUUUCGGAGAACCAGUGUUCAGUGUAAAAUGUAUAUCUCGGUAAAAGGUCAACUCGUGCUUAGCUUUCCAUACAUUUGGUGAUGGUCAAUAUGAUUUCAUGUAACGUUCUCACUUGCUCGCGGGAAAUAUUUGGAUUCCUUGUAAUUUCUAUACACGUAACCGUUGUUUUAAACACAAUAAGAAAUAAGUCGGGACAAAAAUACGCCUAGACAGAAAUCGGCUGAAUAGUUUUAACAAUCCGUUUGUUUUAAUUUCACUGAAUUUGUGGGUUAUCUUGCUGAAUUAGUAUUUGACUAGCUGUUAUUUAGAACUUCUUCAAAACUGGAUUUUCCGCAAAUUAACAUGUGGUACAAAUACACACGCCCUUAAUAAAUCCACAACGUGAAUUAUUGUCAUUCAAAAUUGCCACAAAUAUUUUAGCAAUACGCGCAUGUUGAUGUUACACAAGUGUACGUAUAUGAAUUUGUUUGUAAUUCGGAAUAAGUUGAAUCCCAAUAACGUCCAUAUUGUUCGAAGAUUUAUUCUUAAUAUAUUUUAGCGAAGAAAAACUUUUGGCAACAUAUUUAUCGAGCUUGUUUUCCUUCUGCACUGAGUUCCACUGAAUUAUGCUGAUCGGGAAAUAUCUGUCAAUAUUCUAUGAAUGUUUCUCUUCAAAUAUUAGUAUAAAUAACGGUUUAUUAUAUUAUAUAUAUUUGUUGAUAUUACAUAAAAAUUUGUGUUCAUUUGAUGCUUUUGUUCAAGAAAAGCUGCAAUAAAGAGUCUCUGAAACUGA
Molecule: messenger RNA, 5008 nt
Organism: Dreissena polymorpha
Lineage: Eukaryota; Metazoa; Mollusca; Bivalvia; Myida; Dreissenidae
Product: rho GTPase-activating protein 6-like
Exons: 10
Coding region: 624-3842 (1072 amino acids)
Biological process (GO): signal transduction
Source: RefSeq, a predicted model, not a curated record